AGUCUAUCUACAAAGUUGUUGCUCAGUCAGGGAACUGAAGCACAAAAAAGAUCAUGCUAAAGCCCAGCCGCGUAAACCGCGCGCUCUAUCAACAUCAAUGACUGUAAACGCGACUUUGCAGCGCGUGCGGGAUGAACUGUCCUCCUUUCCCUCGCGCGCGUUACAGCACGCGCCUCUGUUCAGGGGGAACUACACGCUCGCGCUGCUGGUGAACGCGACGGGCGCGGGGCCGCAGCAGGACCUGGAUGUGAACACGGACCUGUACUCGCGGGUGGCGGUGACCGUGCUGUACGCGCUGCUCUUCGCGCUCGGGCUGUUCGGGAACUCCACGGCGCUCUACAUCUUCUUCCGACGGAGAGCAGUGCGCCACCUGCAGGGCGCUGUGCACUACCACCUCGCGAGCCUCGCCGUGUCCGACCUGCUGGUGCUCGCGCUCUGCAUGCCGGUGGAGCUCUACAACUUCAUCUGGAUCCACCACCCGUGGGCGUUCGGCCAGGCCGCCUGCAGGAGCUUCUACCUGCUGCGGGACGGCUGCGCGUACGCCAGCUCGCUGAGCGUGACCAGUCUGAGCGUGGAGCGCUACGUGGCGCUGUGCCACCCGCUAAGAGCCAAGAGCGUGCUGUCGCGCGGCCGCACGCGCCGGGUCAUCCUCGCGCUGUGGGCGGCGUCGCUACUGCUGGCCUCGCCGAUGCUCUUCACCAUGGGGGAAAGGCACGUGGGGGAGGAGCGCAUCUGCACCACCAUCGUGUCCUCGAGCACCGCCAAACUCGUCCUGCAGGUGAAUGCUCUACUCUCAUUUGCUGUGCCAAUGCUGGUCAUCUCCACAAUGAAUGGACUAAUUGGACGACAACUCCAGCAAAUACCCAAUGAGACCUUGCUCCCUACCUACAGCUACCAAACAACAAGUUGUAUCAAAAUUGAGAGCGGUCGCAUGCGCUCACUUCGCCAUGGAGUUAAAGUCCUACGUGUGUUGGUUAUUGCCUUUGUGGUGUGCUGGUUGCCAUACCAUGCACGUCGCCUAAUGUUCUGUUAUGUCACAGAAUGGACGAGUGCGCUGUAUGAUUUUUACCACUACUUCUACAUGGUGACCAACGUGCUUUUCUACAUGAGCUCAGCCAUCAACCCCAUCCUUUAUAACCUAGUCUCGUCCAGUUACCGCCAGAUUUUCUUCUCCACCAUUGGCUACUUCUGCUGGAGUUCAAGAAAGCUGAAGGUGAAAGGAAAUAACAGGAGCCUGCAGUUUCCUCAUCAGGCUCUAACAACUUUGGCCACACCCUGCAACAGCCAGCACACAAUCAGCUCAACGGAUGUGAUGGAGACUAUUAACUGAUAUGAAUUAUAUGAAUUUCAUAUCAUUUGGAGCCAUUGUGUGAGAAUUUAUUUGUACUUUAGCUAAAAUAGCUCACAAGAAUGACUGUAGGUUAACUGUAUUUAACAUUUUAUGGCAUCAGUAUUUAUAAGACUUUACUUUAAAUAAACUACAUUUUACAAGUCUUACUUAUCAGAACCUAUAGUUUCUUAAAUAAGCACAGAAAGCAUUCCUAUACUUUGUGUGUGGUGUUAUCUACAGUAUUUCCUUUUUGUGUUAGUAUACAUAUUUGAAACAUGCUGUUUUUGUAUUAAAUAGUCUUUCAGCUUUCAUUGUUUUUCUGAAGAACAAACAUGACUGUAUUGCAGUUGUUGAUGUACGCAUACUCUUGUCCUAAAUGAGGCAAUUUAACACGCCUCGAGUCUUCACUGGUUCCUAGUAAAAGUGUGCGUUAGACAUAAAACUAGCCUACAGAACCAAAAAUAGUCCAGCUCCCCUACCAGAAUCUGUACCUAGAGCCCUUACCUGCUUCAAUUUGAACCUUGAACUCUUAGGAUGCACAGAAGACAAACACCCAGAUUAUUUUGGGUCCUGGAACCAGGGUGCUGAAAGGAGUGUCCAAAUCACUUGCUAUCUUCAAAAGUCAGCUUGAUCGGCACUAAAAUGUGCUAUAUAAAUAAAGAUGACUUGACUUGAUUUUACGUUUAGCCAAAUAAAGUCUCUUUAUUAUUUAAACCAUGUCUCUUGAAUCAUUUAACACUAAUGUUCCAUUUCAUUUACACAAGUAGCCUCCUGUCAUUU
Messenger RNA from Astyanax mexicanus (Mexican tetra), 2110 nucleotides. RefSeq names its product neurotensin receptor type 1-like. The transcript is spliced from 4 exons. Gene Ontology annotation, cellular component: plasma membrane. Gene Ontology annotation, biological process: neuropeptide signaling pathway. Gene Ontology annotation, molecular function: G protein-coupled neurotensin receptor activity. Bases 98 to 1330 code for a protein of 410 amino acids. NCBI's taxonomy places the organism in Eukaryota, Metazoa, Chordata, Actinopteri, Characiformes, Acestrorhamphidae. The record is from RefSeq and is a predicted model, not a curated record.